Molecule: messenger RNA, 2503 nt
Organism: Anguilla anguilla (European eel)
Lineage: Eukaryota; Metazoa; Chordata; Actinopteri; Anguilliformes; Anguillidae
Product: putative nuclease HARBI1
Exons: 4
Coding region: 997-2367 (456 amino acids)
Source: RefSeq, a predicted model, not a curated record
GUUAAUGAGACCAUUGUGAAAAGACGGAAUUAUGGAUCCAUUUAUUAACAUUGUGAAUUUUAAAAGGUGUAAGUUAUAAAUUAUAGUAGCCUGUACUUAAACUAUUGAUUUAUCUGCACUAGCUAGUCAGUUCUACGUAGAGUUUUGUGGUCAUCUUGAGCCCCAGAGUCAGACACCAAAAGGGACUGCUUUUUUAAGGUACGAAACUGGGUUGUCCUGAGGAAAUCCAAUUAAUCCAAGUACGUUUUUGUUCUUUGUUAAAAUGGUGGUAAAUGGGUGAAACAGCUGAAAUCUGUGUUGCCAAAGGUAAGUUGUGUGAAAAGUAAGGUAUAAAUUCAGAGACCUUAAAGGGCUUGAGACAUCGCUUCUGAUAUAACUGGCAGAUGACCUGCACCUGCUGGCUGUGGACAGAAGUGUCAGCUGUCCACUGCCAUGUCAUGCAGGCUCUAGUUUAUAAAUUCCUACAUGAGUAAUCAAAACCGUCCAGAUCAAGUACUUUUCGUGCCAAAUGUUCUGUUUUAUACGGCCUGUAUUUAUGAACAGCGGUCAUGGAUACGGGAGUCGUGAGCACGUUGUAAAGUUGACACGAGUAUUUGGUUCCUUUUGGCAACCGGUUUAAUUUCAGCAAUUUCCCCCCUUUCUCUUCAUUUGGCACCUGCCGGCCAGUUCCUGAAUUUGUCCCGUCUUUUUUGUUGCGCCUUUGCUGUAAAACAAGCCUGUUCAAAAGUGCCUUCACAAACGUGUCGGACAUUCCACCGCCGUAAGCGCAGGAAAGAGAAGCUUUAACGCUCGUGAAGAUGUAGGUGACGCAGCAGCAGGGAGUCUCGCGCACUUUUGUUUGUUCAGGCAACAGCCGACAACAGCCGCAGGAUCAUACGAGCCAGGCAGCUGCUGGAGAAAGUUAGUUAGAGGCGUGGAGGACAUGCAAGUAUAAGACCUGCAUUGCAAUUCAGUCUGGAUAAACGCGUCCACUAAACGAAGGAUUUCAUCCCGACCAUGUACAACACCGCGUGCGUGGCGUCUGCCGGCCGGGCUGUGCUGGAGAUGGUCCAGUUCGACUGGGAGCCACUGUCCCACGGGGAGUUGGACCAGCGCCUCGACCAUGCGGUGGAAGAGAUUUUGGAAGCCGAACUGAUUGAGAAAGCUAGAGCCGUUGUUGGGCCGACGUACGUUCUGCAGGCGGAGCAAGCGCCGCAGUUCCAGCAAGCCGAGGGACCGGCACACGCUCAGCAGUUAGAGCUCCAGCUUUCACAGUCCCAGCAGAUACAGCCGUCAAGCAACACAGAGGAAGAUAACAGAGCGGUCAAGUAUGUCACAGACCUCCUCCAGAACUCGGACUCCAGCUACAACCGGAAGCGGCUGACAGGCCGUGCCCGCCUGUCCCUCCCGCACACGGUGCUCCUGUCGCUCACGCUGCUCCGCAGGCGGCUGAGCUACCGCUCCGUCUCCAGCCGCUUCCGCGUGGAGAAGGGCAACAUCCACCGCGUCUUCUUCUCCUUCUGCGAGCGCGUCAACGCCCUGGCCGCGCAGCAGAUACGCUGGCCCGCCGGCCAAGAGGCAGGGCAAAACCUGGACUUCCUGUCUGGAGCAGAGAGUUUAGAGAGCCCGGGAAUCCCCAAGGUGUUCGGAAUUCUGGGAAGCACUCGCAUCCCUAUCCGUCUGCCAAUCGGGAAGCAGCGGAUCGAGGGCGGGCUGCUGGAAGUGAAAAAAAUGAGAAAGGAGGUCCAUCCCGACUCGUGGCUGAACUUAGAGCUUGUGUGCGACAGGCAGGGAAAGUUUCUGCACUGCAGGAUCAGUAAAGGCUCAGACACCGACAAAGCCAGCUCUCUCAAACAGGAACUCAAGCUGAACCCCCACAUGUUACCGGAAGGGUCCUGCUUGGUGGCCAGGACUGGGUACCCCCUCUCCGGCCAAAUACUGACCCCGUACCCCACGUGUGCCUGUCCCAGGGAGUACCUUUACAAUCAGGCCCUGGAGCCCCAUUUGGACGUGUUUGAUCAGGCGGUGGUCCAGCUCAAAUCCCGCUUCCAGAGGCUGUGGUACUUGGACAUGGGGAACUUCGAGAGGGCCCGCGCGGUGGUGCUGACGGCCUGCGUUCUGCACAACGUCUUCCUGCAGAUGGGGGACGGGGAGGGGGAUGCCGUCCCGGAGAGGACCGAGACGGAGGAGCGAGAGGACGAGGGGGAAGGAGAGACGGAGGAGGAGGGCGUGAGGAAGAGGGAGGCCAUCGCAGAUCUGCUGUACAGAGAGCGGGAGGCUGAUGGACUUAAGUGCGUUUGGGAGCAGAUUGUGACAUCAGAGGGAGAGAGGAGGACAGAGGAGGGGGGGGAAGGGCUGGAGGGUACUACGGUAAAUACACAGCAAUAAUUCGUUUUGCAGGAUUGGCUUGUUUUUUUGUUUAUCUUGACUGUUCUUGCAACAAACUGAUUCAACAAACAAGACUUUAUUUUUUUUGAACCGUUUCAAUUUUUUAUUAAAAGAAAGAAAUAAAGAAGAAAAAAAA